AUGAAUCGGAAGUCAACUUUAAAUCAAAAGCGUUCAGCGACUAUUUCUGAAUUCCGAUUUAUUACUGAAGAAAAUACGGAAGCAAAUGCAUUGCUGCAACAAGAACAGCAACAACCCCAAUUAAAACAAGAUCAGUCACUGUUGCAGCAACACAAGCGUACUCAAAGUCAAACCAAACUAACAAAAGUACUUCCCUAUAAAGUUACUAGAUCCAAAUCAGUUCAUGCAUUUCAAGAAUACGGUAAAGGGUUUGUUGGUUCCCCGUUAAUGAACUCCUCGAUUAAAUCCUCACAAAUAAAUCUGCCGCAAUCGAAGAAGUUGAUAAAAAAACAAAUAACACCUUUGCAACCAACUCCUCCAAUAAUUUCGCCAAUUCCAAUUCCACAGCAACCUUCGACAUCUAUUGCAGUGGCAUCAGAGGAACUGCGAUUACCAGUACCACCCCCACCAUCACCACCACCAGUACCACAACCUCCACCUCCAAUUCAUCCUUCACCAUUUAUUAGCAACACUAUUGAUGAUGAUAAUGCUCAAACUUCGUUAUCUUAUUCUUCCAAUUUGCUCAAUUAUUGUCAAGAAAGUGUAGCUACACCUACGUAUCCAGUAGUAGCCACAAAAAACUCCGAUAGUGGAGUUCGCAAUGCAACUGUAAUUUACCGCAAAAAAAAUACUGAGGAGUUAGAUUAUAAUUUAAAUGAAAUAUCGCCAAUAUCAUAUGACACUAAUUCACUUAGGGUGGUUAAAAGACAGAGCAAACUUUCUGCUAACUCCAAAUUAGAAGCACAUACCUUAAGUAAUGACUUUAAAUUGGAAAAGGAUAAAAUUUUGUCACCAGAUUUGGAAAUAGUGACGGCAAAAGCUGAAGAUAAUGAUGAUACUAAUAUAGAAAUAAAGCAAAAGAAUAUUUUGGAAACCCCCACAAGUUUUGAUAACAAUCAGACUCCCAAAAUCGUUGGUGAUAACGAUUCUUACACUUCCCCAGUGUCAACUGAAUUGUUUUCAAAUAUAACCAGAAGAGGGUUUUGGUGGAUUAUUGUGAUCUUAUUAGGCAUAAUUGUAAUUUUAAUUGGUGGAUUUGCUCCUGCGGUGUUUAUUUUGGGGAAAGGAACUAAGACUUCGGUGGGAAAAUAUUUCAGUGACCCCAAGAAUUUACCCAUGUUGUAUUUAUUAUCACUGAAAUAUUUGACCAAAGUCGAAGAGCCUCUCGAACAUAUUCAUAAACCAAAUUCAAUUGAAGGGCUUAGUGAGGAGUUGCGACAAGAUAGUGAGGUGGUUUCAUUGAUGAGUAUUGUUACUAACGCUUUAUUUUUUGGAGUUGCGUAUUCUCCGAGCAAUGCGUUGGAACCGCAGUGUGGGUUUACAAGAAGAGACGCAAUGUUAGAUUUGGCUAGGUUAUCUACUAUUACCACGAAAAUUAGAAAUUAUGGUAUGCACUGUGAUCAAAGUGAAUUCAUUUUGGAUGCAAUUGAAUAUAUGAAUCUAAAUAUGACUUUAGCAAUGGGGGUUUGGAUUGGAUCUAAUGAUACUGUAAACGAAGAACAAAUGAAUACAAUGAAAAGAAUUGUUGCCAAGUACCCAAACCCACUGGAAUUAAUCAAUUCGAUAUAUAUUGGUAAUGAAGUGUUAUUUCGAGAAGAUAAGACAAGAGAUGAAUUAAUCGAGUAUAUUCAAGACGCCAAAACAUUUUUGCAAUCAAAAGGGAUUGAUGAUAUCCCCGUAGGAACAUCUGAAAUUGGUUCUUUGGUAGAUCUGCCUCUUUUGCAAGUUUGUGAUAUUGUUGGUGCCAACAUUCAUCCUUUUUUCGCUGGAGUUCCAGUGGAAUUUGCAACCAUUUGGUCUUUAGAAUUUCUUAAUUUCCAAGUUCAACCAUACAAUGAAUAUAAUACAAAAAUCGUACUUUCAGAAAUUGGUUGGCCAAGUGGUGGUGGCACAUUUGGUUCCUCGGUUGCCAGUUUAUCUAAUCUGGAAUAUUUUGCUAAUGAUUUUUUGUGUACAUUUCGAGAUUUACCAAUUGAGUAUUAUUAUUUUGAAGCAUUUGAUGAACCAUGGAAAGAAAUUUUUUGGGAAGGUAAUAGAAGAUGGGAAACUCAAUGGGGGGUAUUCCAAGACGAUAGACUGCCAAAAUUUGCUUUACAAAAUAUAGGAUGUGUGUAA
Candida albicans SC5314 is the source of this 2154-nucleotide messenger RNA. RefSeq lists its product as uncharacterized. The record is from RefSeq and is a predicted model, not a curated record. Lineage: Eukaryota; Fungi; Ascomycota; Pichiomycetes; Serinales; Debaryomycetaceae. Gene Ontology annotation, cellular component: extracellular region; fungal-type cell wall; cell surface. The coding region runs from base 1 to 2154 and encodes 717 amino acids. Gene Ontology annotation, biological process: carbohydrate metabolic process; cell wall organization. The transcript has a single exon. Gene Ontology annotation, molecular function: glucan endo-1,3-beta-D-glucosidase activity; 1,3-beta-glucanosyltransferase activity.